UAGUAGGUUGUAAAAUUUUGUAUACACAUCGAUGCAGUCUCUCGACUUUUAACAGUCGCGUGUUUUAACCAUUAUACUUUCUGCUUCCCUCCUGAUUUGUGAGGUAGAUUAUGAUCUUAUUAUUCGCUUCCCAGAGAGCAGAGUGUUCCGUUGUGUGGUGUUAUUGUUAGGUUUACGACAUUUGGAUUGUUCGCUCGGUUCGCUCUUACAUCAGCAUGGAUGAACCUGCGCCUCCACAGACAGGACGAGCAAGGCGUCAGAAGAUUGAUAAAAAGGGUCGCUACUCUGCUUUGGAGAAACUGAAACAGUUGAAAGGGAGCAAGAACAAGUACCAGGUUGACGAGGUGGCCAAUGUGUACGAAGAAGUCGAUGAGAACGAGUACAGUAAAAAGGUUCACGAACGUCAAAUCGAAGAUUGGAUUGUUGAUGAUGAUGGCAAUGGAUACAUCGAGGAUGGUAGAGAGAUAUUUGAUGACGAUUUGGACAGCGAGAGUAUUCAACAAGUGUCACAGACGAAGGAAUAUGGACCUCGGAAAAAGAAGAGUAAUUCAAUCAAGGGAAAAGGAAAUAUUAGAAACAUGCUCGUAGGGAUGCCCUCCAAGAAAGAGACCCAGGUGAAGCUGGAUGAUGACGAUAUACUGAACGACCUUAUGGCAGAGUUGAAAAAUGGUAAAGAAGAUGUGCAGCCGAAGAAAAUUCGCGAACCAAAUAAAUUUUUAGUCAGGCCUCAAACUAAGUCAAGGACAAAUGAGAAAAAAACAGUGCCACCCGAGUUGCAGAAGCCAUUGCUUAAUGUGGCCAGCGCCAGUCAGCAAAUAGAUGAUAACAGCGAAGAUGAACAGCUAUUUGAUAUAGCUACAAGAAGUGAAAAGAGCGUGAAAGAGGAAAAGGACCUUAAAUCCACAUCAAAGUUCUGUUCAUCAUCCAUCGGUAUAAGUCAAACGAUCGAUGAUGGCAGUGAUAUGGAAACACAAAAUAACAGUUAUAAAAGUUCAGAAGUUCCUUUGCCAACUGUAGAAAAGGCGAAACCUAGUCACACGCAUCAUGCAGUCGAUAGCAUGGAGGAGGACAUCAACCGAUAUACCGACGAUUUAUCAAGUUUCGACUUUGAAGAUUCGAAUCAAGCGUUUACGGACACAUUAAAGAAAACGGAAGCCUUACAGCCAGAAUUGAAGGAAAAACACGUAAAGCCGACGGUUACGAAUGAGGAUAUGCCGAGCGAUAUAUGGGACGAUGAUUUUGGAGAACAAAUAACAGAGAUGGAAGUAUCGGUUGAUAAAUCGAACCUUCCUUUACAUGUCAAUGAAACAGGUGAAAAAGUAUUUAGAUUCUAUUGGUGGGAUGCCUUCGAAGAUCCUUACAAACAACCCGGUGUGGUUUACUUGUUUGGCAAAGUUUAUAUCGAGACAGCUAAGGCCUAUGUUUCCUGCUGCAUUGUGGUCAAGAAUAUCGACAGGAGGAUCUACCUCUUACCGAGAGAACACGUAAAACCUGAAGACAGUGCCGAGGGAUCGGAAACAAAAGCAAUUUCGAUGAUGGACGUUUACAAAGAGUUUAACGAAUACGCAAACAAGAAUGGCAUCAAAAGUUUCCGUUCUUGUACAGUUACAAAGAGUUAUGCAUUUGAGAAAAAGGGUGUACCCAAAACAUCGGAAUACUUGGAAGUCAGAUACCCAGCCAAAGAUCCCGCUAUUGAUUCCAAUUAUAGUGGACCUACGAUUGAACAAGUUUUUGGAACGUCUGUGAAUGCUUUGGAGCUACUGCUGAUUGAGCGAAAAAUUAAAGGUCCUUGCUGGCUGGAUGUCAAAUGUCCAUUGCCUGCCAAUAGUCCGGUGACCUGGUGUAAAAUGGAGGUCAAUUGUUUGAAGUCAGAAAACAUAUCGGUGUCUACGAAUAAACAUAGCACUCCGCCGCCUCCGUUGAUUGUCGCAACCCUUAAUGUGCGAAUAUCUUUCAAUACAAAAUCACAGCAGAACGAAAUUGCCAUGAUAGGAGUUCUUCUGCACAACAAAUAUCAUAUCGACCAGCCAUCGCCGAAGCCCCCGUUUGUACAGCAUUUUUGUUUCAUUACCAGACCAGAAGAUGCUGGUUGGGUAACGUAUUCGAAAGAUUCUCUAAUCAGAAGAACCCAAACGGAAGUAAUUCACUGCGACAAAGAGCGAAACUUACUUGAAGAACUAUUGAAUAGACUGCAUAAAGCAGAUCCGGACUUGAUAGUUGGAUAUGACUGCGGAUUUCAGUUCGAUGUUCUCAUGCACAGAAUGUUUAACUUGAGAAUACCAAACUGGAGCAGAGUUGGAAGGUUGAAGCGCACUCUACCUCCUAUGUACAAGGGCAAAGUUAUGAUAGGGCAAGUACUGAGUGGUCGAUUGCUUUGCGACAUCCAGACGUCAGCCAAAGAGUUGAAUCUUAAAGUCAGGAGUUACGAUUUGCAGUCACUUUGUACAAAUGUCCUGAAGGGGAAAGAAAAAGAUUGCAGAGAAAUUAAGCCAGAUGAAACCGCAAAGUAUUAUGCCAAUAUUGAGAAACUAGUUGAACUGGUGAGACUUACAAUGCUUGACGCAUCACGCAUUAUCAUGAUAAUGUUCGAACUCAACGUCAUGCCUCUAGCACUACAGAUUACUUGCAUUGCUGGAAAUAUUCUUUCGAGAACUCUGACAGCUGGCCGAGCGGAGAGAAACGAAUAUCUUUUGCUACAUGCUUUUUAUGAUAGAGGCUAUAUUACACCUGAUAAACGGAACACAAAGGCAGAUAAGAACAGCGCUCACAAGGGUGAGUAUUCAUGCAUCUCUAGCAAAAUUUUCUAUCAAAAACAUAUGAAAUUGGUAUUCUUAUCUUCAGAUGAAAGUAGUUCUCGCAAAAAGAAAGCAGCUUACGCGGGUGGUUUGGUUUUGGAGCCGAAAAAAGGAUUUUACGACACUUUGAUUUUACUCAUGGACUUCAAUUCCUUGUAUCCAAGUAUCAUACAAGAGUAUAAUAUAUGCUUUACCACCGUUCCUGGAGCUGCCUACAGCGACAGUACAGAACUUUCUAUACCUGAAACAUGUUUGGAGCCAGGAGUCAUUCCAACAGAAAUCCGUAAACUAGUCGAGAGCCGUGUCCAAGUUAAGAAUCUUAUGAAGGCACCCAAUAUUCCUCCAGAAUUGCGAAUGCAGUACAACAUCAGGCAGUUGGCGCUUAAACUGACUGCCAAUUCCAUGUAUGGAUGCUUAGGAGCGACACAUUGCCGAUUUUAUGCCAAGGGAUUGGCAGCAUUGGUCACAGCAAAAGGACGAGAAAUCUUGAUCAAUACAAAAGAUUUAGUGGAGAGAUUGAACUAUCAAGUUAUCUAUGGCGACACCGAUUCAAUUAUGAUUAAUACAAACGUUCUAGAUUAUGAACAAGUGUUUGCAAUCGGUAAACAAAUCAAACAGGAAGUGAACAAGCUUUACAAGAAAGUAGAAUUGGACAUCGACGGUGUGUUCAAGUAUCUCUUGCUUUUGCAAAAGAAAAAGUACGCCGCAGUGACGAUGACUAAACUACCCAAUGGCCAGAUAGAAACGACGCAGGAACACAAGGGUCUAGAUAUAGUCAGGAGAGAUUGGUGCCAAUUAGCCUGCGAAGUAGGAAGGAAUGUGCUGGACCAGUUGCUGUGUGAACAACCAUUUGAUACAAGACUAGAAAAUAUAUUUGAGAUCUUGCGAGUUGUGUCAAAAUCGCUGAAGGAGGGUAAUGUUCCGCUUUCUUCUCUUGUUAUAACGAAACAGCUAUCAAAGAAUCCAAGUGAUUAUCCAGACAAAAAACAAGCUCACGUCACUGUUGCCUUGCGUCUAAAUGAGAAAGGCGGACGUAUGUGGAAGGCUGGCGAUACAGUACCGUACAUUAUUUGCGAGGAUGGUACAGAUAAAUCGGCCACUGAGAGAGCGUAUCAUGUUGACGAGUUGAAAAAUAGCGAGACUUUGAAAGUAGACGUCAACUACUAUUUACUCAGCCAGUUAUUUCCAGUCAUCAUGCGAAUUUGCGAUCCAAUCGAUGGCAUCGAUGACGUUUUGCUGUCAGAGCAUUUAGGUUUGGAGGGGAUCUAUAAGCCAAAGCAGCACUUUGAGCAUGAGGAGGCAUUGCCGGUGCUGGAUGAUGACAAAUUCAAAUAUUGUGACCACUUGAAAUUCACAUGCCAAAACGAAAUGUGUCGAACAGAAAUAACUAUGGAUGGGGCUUUUACAAAGACUCCCACUGGUUUCAUGCCAGUGUUAUCGAAAUGCUCGAACACAGAUUGCUCCAUGGCUCCGUGGCGGUACUUGCCAACUAUUCAAAACCGGCUUCAACUAGCCAUCCGGGCUGCGAUCAACAGGUAUUACGAGGGCUGGAUGGAGUGUGAAGAUCCAGCAUGUUUUAACAAGACUCGAAGAGUUCCUCAACAAAUCUUCGGGAUUCACCCAGUCUGUGAUUUGUGUCAAAAGUGUGUCAUGUACAGAAUUUACACCGAAACCCAAUUGUACAACCAGAUCACUUAUUACCACCACAUACUAGACAUCAACAAAGCAACGUACAAACAUUUAGGAUCACAGCUGUCCGCUGAUGUACGGCAUGCUUACAACAUACUUAGGGAAUUCGUCGAAAAGCAAUUGCGAAGCAGUGCUUAUUCGAUUGUAAAUCUGACGCAGCUGUUCUCAUAUCUUGAUUCCAACUGGACAAAGGAUAGCAGAAUCAUCAGCAAGGGGAACGAUAUUCAUUAAAACUGUGUACUCGUACUUCUUCAGUUGCCCCAAAUACGUAUUACAAUAACUGUGAAAAAUAAUAUAUUGAACAGUUGCAAAGAGGCGAAAAAAACAUGUCAAGUGCCUGUUUCUCUUUGUACAAGAGUGAUUUAGUAAUUCUUUUAACUGAAAUAUCGAAUAAAAAACAGAUGUUUAUCGAAAACCGACCGAAGAAAAAAAAUCAAAUAAUCUAAUAUCUCGGUCUGCUUUAUUUCAACCCGUCUUAUGUUACCAUUGAAUUUGUUGGUUCUGUCCUGUUCUCAUACUGAGCAGUACUGUACCCCUUGAUUCAGGUGUGUUCUUACAUACAAUCGUGUUUAGUUUGAAUGCAGAAAUAUGAUGAAAUGAUGUAUGUUAUUUUAGAAUAUGUUAUAUCACUGGCCGUGACACAUAAAUUUCUAUCGAAUCCACCGUGUAGUUCAAAGCAAGAUAAUUGUGAUAAGAAAAAGCUUCUGAAAAGCUUCUUAUGUAGUAAUUUUGCAGUCCUAUUGCCGAAUUUUACAAGUAGCUGAAAGGUCAAAGGAUAGUACAAAAUAUACGAAUCAAUAUCAUAAAUUUGUGAUACUAUAUUCGAUUUGAACUCCAAAUUCUAUUUUAGCUAAUUGUAUCUCAGAACAUUUGACAAUGAGACACCUAUGAGAAAAGAGUGAGUUGUUAAAUUAUUCUUGUAAAUAAUAUUAUAACGAUAAACUGGUGAAUUUUUACAUGCGAAGACAAAACGAAUAUCUUUUAAAUAAUAAAUGCUA
This is a messenger RNA of Diprion similis, 5482 nucleotides long. It is a transcript of the gene DNApol-alpha180, whose product is annotated as DNA polymerase alpha catalytic subunit. The transcript is spliced from 21 exons. Gene Ontology annotation, biological process: leading strand elongation; DNA replication; lagging strand elongation. Gene Ontology annotation, molecular function: single-stranded DNA binding; DNA-directed DNA polymerase activity; pyrimidine nucleotide binding. Gene Ontology annotation, cellular component: alpha DNA polymerase:primase complex. The record is from RefSeq and is a predicted model, not a curated record. The coding region runs from base 216 to 4715 and encodes 1499 amino acids. Lineage: Eukaryota; Metazoa; Arthropoda; Insecta; Hymenoptera; Diprionidae.